GAAUAAACGUUGACGGACAAUGAGUUCAUGUUUGAUUUUCUGUAUUCUUAUAAGCUUUUCAAAUUCGUAUAAGCUGUUUGUGAAGAAAUAUUCGACUGUUGAAAUUAGUUGCCAAUUUACGACAAAUGAAAACGAUAAUGUGUCUUGGUAUUUUGAAGAGUCAACAUUAAUUGCUAUCCGAAAGGACGUAAAUCCUGACUUCAAGUCUAAAUUUAAAAUCAACGGCUAUUUCAAUCUUCAAAUUUUAAAUUUUACUGAGGCUGAUCAAGGACGUUACAUGUGUCAUGGAAUUUCUGGUGGAAAAUACCAACAAUGUACAGUUAUACUGAAAUUGUGCAACAACAGUAGAAACAGUGAUGUUGUUCAUGAAACAAGCAUCAUUUGCACGAAAGACAACAACACCCAAUUUGAUGACACUAAUAACUUAAAAACCUUGAUAAGUAUUGUUACACGUCCUACUUCUGAAUACAGCAGGAUUACUAAUAGAAAGGAAAAGAGAGAGAAAGAAAGACUAAUGAAGUACACAUGUUUGGCAUUAAAUAAAGAGCAGUGUGUAACAAACAAUCACACAUUUCAAUUACAGGUCAAAUUUUACUCAUUUCCAGGGAUAUUAAGUGACGAGGAAGAAUAUACUAGGGAAACUCAAGAUGUUGAAGACACAUAUACAUGUAAAUGUAACUCAUCAAAUAUGGCAGAAAACGUGUACUGUAAUGGCACAGUUUAUACAUACUUUUCUAAUAGGACUAUGUUUCUCCAAGAUUUAAAAAACUCAUCUGCUGCCUUAUACGAAUGUGAAAUUGAUUUAAACGAAAUGUAUCGAAUUCCAAUACCAUCUUCUGACAUUAAACCAAAACCAUUGUAUCUAGUUUAUGUACUUACGGGCGUUUUCUUUGUAUGUGGAAUACCUUUGGUCAGUAUAUUUUUGUGGUGUGUAAGAAGAGCAUUCGAUCAGUUCAAAUUGAAUGCAGAGAACGUUGCAAGACUUAACGAACCGCAUGAUUUGCCGGUGGAAGGAUACUCUUCUAUUGACAGAAGACGUAGAAUUGAAAUUGGACAAGCAAUUUCGUAUAAAGCUAAUCGAGCUUCAAAAGCAAGUAUAACUGAUGAAAGAGGAGAUGGAUCAUUGUUGUUUCGAAAUUCUACCAACAAUCAAAACUUUGAACAGACAAGGAGUGCCGACAGGUUGCGAGUAGAAAAAAUUAAGACUACUACUGAAUGUAACACAGAGACACCUAUCCUGAACUAUAUCGACUUGCAGUUUAACUCCGUCACUGCAGGCCCAAAAUUUGUUAUCCAUGGAUCAACCGACAAAACGCCAUAUGCCGAUAUUGAUUUGACAAUCAAGGCUGAUCCACUUCCAGAAAGUGACUCAAGUGAUGAUGAUGAAACAAAUCAUAACGAUGAAUUUUUGACCCUCAAUGACAUUCAAAAACUUAGAAAACCUGUAUAGAAAGUGAACUAUUCUAUACGCAGCCUUUGUAUAUAUUUUGUAAAUAGAGAAUAUGAAACAUUAAAUCAUUCGAAGUUAAAAGAUGGAUAUUUUUUGUAUGCAAU
Mytilus californianus (California mussel) is the source of this 1554-nucleotide messenger RNA. RefSeq lists its product as uncharacterized. NCBI's taxonomy places the organism in Eukaryota, Metazoa, Mollusca, Bivalvia, Mytilida, Mytilidae. The transcript has 9 exons. The record is from RefSeq and is a predicted model, not a curated record. The coding region runs from base 20 to 1450 and encodes 476 amino acids.